Micropterus dolomieu (smallmouth bass) is the source of this 2095-nucleotide messenger RNA. RefSeq names its product TAM41 mitochondrial translocator assembly and maintenance homolog (gene tamm41). Bases 234 to 1265 code for a protein of 343 amino acids. Gene Ontology annotation, biological process: CDP-diacylglycerol biosynthetic process; cardiolipin biosynthetic process. The transcript is spliced from 8 exons. Gene Ontology annotation, molecular function: phosphatidate cytidylyltransferase activity. NCBI's taxonomy places the organism in Eukaryota, Metazoa, Chordata, Actinopteri, Centrarchiformes, Centrarchidae. Gene Ontology annotation, cellular component: mitochondrion. The record is from RefSeq and is a predicted model, not a curated record.
UGUCAAACGCACAGCUGACCCAAACUCAUCUGAUGGACGUAGUUACACGAUAAAACGGAAGAUUUAAAACCUCUUCAGUGGCUUUGGUGGUGUCUAAAAUCAUUAAGCCACUCAGUCUGAAAUGUAUCCCCUACUUUAUGCGUUCGGAACUUCGUUUUGCAAGUUGUUGAGUCGGUUAUCCCACUUAUAAACUCGUGUUGUUGCUGGAUACGCUAUCCUUUAGCUAGCUCAAAAUGACCCUUCCAGCUUUGCACAACACCGGCGUGUUUUUCAGACGGAUUUUGUCACAGUUUCCCCAGGACAUCAGUUUAGCUUUUGCCUAUGGAUCUGGCGUUUUCAAACAACACGGGACCAGCCAAGGUCAAAUGGAUAAGAACAUGCUUGACUUUGUGUUUGCGGUGGACGACCCAGUGACGUGGCACACCAUGAAUCUGCUGCAGAAUCGCAAACACUACUCCAUCCUCAAGCUGCUGGGCCCCACGAUGAUCAGCUCCAUACAAAAUGAACAUGGGGCUUCUGUGUACUAUAACACGCUGGUGCCUGUGGAUGGGAGGAUAAUAAAAUAUGGUGUGAUUAGUACAGAGUCUCUGAUAAAUGACCUGAUGCACUGGAAGACCAUGUAUGUUGCUGGACGCCUUCACAAACCAGUAAAAAUGCUGGUACAGAGUGAGAACACAAAACUUCGUGCUGCUCUGGUGGCAAACCUGAAGAGCGCUGUGGUAGCCUCCUUCCUCAUGCUGCCAGAGAGCUUCAGUGAGGAAGAUCUCUUCCUGCAGAUAGCUGGUCUUUCUUAUGCUGGGGAUUUUCGAAUGGUGAUUGGAGAAGAUAAAUCCAAAGUGGCCAAUAUCGUCAGAGACAACAUUCAGCACUUCCGGAUUCUGUACAGCAACAUCCUACGGGACUGCCCUCAGGUGGUCUACAAACCUCAUCAAGGAAAACUGGAGGUUGACAAAAGCCCCGAGGGCCAAUUCAUCCAGCUGAUGGCCUUGCCUCGGACACUGCAGCAAAAGAUCACAAAGCUGGUCGAUCCUCCGGGGAAAAACCGAGACGUGGAGGAGAUCCUGCUGCAGGUUGCUCAGGACCCAGACUGUGGAGCUGUAGUACAGCAAGGUAUUUCAUCUAUAGUGAAGUCCUCCAGUAUAACGCAGAGUGUCAAAGGCAUUGCUACUGCUGGCUUGUGGAAAACAGUGUCGUACAGCUCCAAGAAACUGCUGAAGAUGUGGAAGGGUUGGAGGAGGAAGCCAUCUGUCUCGCAGAUGUCCUGAUCCUGUCCGUUUACCAGGAACCUGUCUUUGUCUAUAACUGCCAGCCAAACAGUCAACACCCAUCUUCUGAUUUUAAUCUGACAACUGUGGCUGGAACAAUCACACGCUCACCUCUCUAAUGGAAUCACUUACCAGGCAUAGUUCUGUUUGAAUAGUGUGGAACUGUCUGUACAACUGCCCUUUCUCGUGUAGUUCAUAAAAGUUGUAGAAAAGAGGGUGACAUUUUACGAGCCUGACUGAAUUAUGGCUGACCUUUUGAUGGUCCAGAUUGGACCUUUCUGGGUAAUGGCUACAGUGACUGGUGAGGAACUGCUGAAUCGGCUAUGUCUAGAGCCACAGCACAAUAUAUAUAAUAAUAUAAUGAAGAAAAGACUUUGCCGUCAUCUGUCAUCUUUUGAAUUAUACAAGUCUAUCUGUGCAUGUUCCAUGUGAGUGGUCCUACCCAGAUAAGACACGAUGGAAAUUGGGAACAAGUUUUCUGUGGGUAAUUCUCAUCUUUGUGCUGAGAAAGGACUUUAUUGACCUCUCUUCAGAUGUGGACUAAUGUUACAUUCACACUUCUUAUCCCCUUCUCACAUUGCCAAAGAUCUUUCAUCACUUUACUGGUUUACUGUUAUACCAGUUUUUGAUGGUUGUACUAUAUUUAUGUCAGUAUUCAUAAAAUAUAAAUUAGAAUAGAACCUCUUUGCCACCUUACAGUUAUGAGCUGGUCAUGUGGACAGCUGGAGGUCUCCGAUUGGAAAAUGCAUUGAUUGGUUCUUCACAAAUACUUGCUGUAGUCUAAUUCAGUUACAAUACCUGAGUUUAAUAAACUUUUUAAUACAACAGCA